Molecule: messenger RNA, 2389 nt
Organism: Zea mays
Lineage: Eukaryota; Viridiplantae; Streptophyta; Magnoliopsida; Poales; Poaceae
Exons: 9
Coding region: 1318-2109 (263 amino acids)
Biological process (GO): protein phosphorylation
Molecular function (GO): protein serine/threonine kinase activity; ATP binding
Source: RefSeq, a predicted model, not a curated record
CCGGCCGGCCCUAUCAAAAGCUGGCCCCUUCCACAGCGCACUCCCUCACCUUCCUCCACGGCUCCACCAUCCCCUCUCCCCUGCCCUGCCCCCACCGCCCCGCUUCCUUCCGCCUUGCUCCGUUGCUUCCUCCCACCACAGUCCACUCCACUCGCCGGCCCUGCAGCUCAGUAUUUGACUGAGACUGGUGGUGGAGCUGCUAGCAGCGAGCCUGCUACUUCCUGGUCCUGACGGUGCGUUCAGACCUCAGACCAGUGCCGACGACGAGCUGUGAGGAGAGGGCAAGGAAACAAGCCUGUGAGGAAGGCGGCGAUGGAGAGGUACGAGGUGAUCAAGGACAUAGGAUCGGGCAACUUCGGGGUGGCCAAGCUGGUCCGGGACGUCAGGACCAAGGAGCUCUUCGCCGUCAAGUUCAUCGAGCGGGGGAUGAAGAUUGAUGAGAAUGUCCAAAGGGAGAUCAUGAACCACAGGUCACUGAGGCAUCCAAACAUAGUUAAAUUUAAGGAGGACUACUUGGUGGCAACUUGUUUCUAUGGGUGUUGGAUACUUGGAUGUCUAUCAGCAUUCAGCAGCUAUGGGUAGCAUGCACUAGUGCCAUGCCCCUUGAGUCGGGGAAGUGCUUAUGGCAUUUGGGCCUCGGAGUUUUUUUUGCCAAUAACUCAUAUUUGUUGAGUGGCUAUAAUGCAAUGACUGAGUGACAGUUCCUUAGCAGUUAGCAGUCUGCUUUGUCCUCUUGUUCUUCUGUUAUAUAUUCUUGUUUGCACGGAAUGCAUGCCACUGUUUUUUGUGCUACCUGAUUUGCCGUCGAUAAAAGAGGUAUCAACUAGGUAGAGUGAAGGAGAAUUAUCGCUGGAUGGUAAUAUCAACCAAAAAUAUCGAACUUCGGUCCAUAGACUGAAUUCCUUUUAACUUGUUUUUUUCUCUCGCCAGGAUUUCAUAGCAGCACACCUUUAAGAAAUGUUUCUCGCAACUAAGUUCUUUGGAAUGUAAUUAGCUACAACAAGCAUGGGUCAAUUAUGAUUCUGGCAGUAACUUGUAUUCCUUUCAACUAGUUUGGCUGCAGUACCGGAGAAAUACUUAGUGUACUGGUCAUUGACGACAGUAAAUUUCGUGGAUUUAAUUGGAGACCUCUUUAUAAUGCUAACAACAUAGUUAUCUCAUGAAGCUUAUUACUGCAGAAAAUAGCAGGAGAGGGUCCAACCGUGAUUAUUACAUUUUUGUUUCAGAAUUUAAAUUUAUUACCAUUUCCAAACUACAAAUUAAAAGAGAGGCUUAGUUUUUCAGGUUGUGCUAACUCCCACACAUUUGGCCAUAGUUAUGGAAUAUGCUGCUGGUGGUGAGCUAUUUGAAAGGAUCUGUAAUGCUGGAAGAUUUAGUGAGGAUGAGGCGAGAUUUUUCUUCCAACAACUGAUUUCAGGAGUUAGUUAUUGCCACUCAAUGCAAAUAUGCCAUAGAGAUUUGAAACUAGAAAACACUCUCCUGGAUGAUAGUAUAGCACCUCGGCUAAAGAUAUGUGAUUUUGGUUACUCCAAGUCCUCUGUGCUGCACUCUCAACCAAAAUCAACUGUCGGGACACCAGCUUACAUUGCUCCUGAGGUCCUUGCUAGAAAGGAAUAUGAUGGAAAGGUCGCCGAUGUUUGGUCAUGUGGAGUUACUCUGUAUGUGAUGCUUGUUGGUGCCUAUCCCUUUGAGGACCCCGACGAACCGAAGAAUUUCCGCAAGACGCUUACUCGGAUUAUCAGCGUCCAGUACGCGGUUCCUGAUUUUGUCCGAGUUUCAAUGGAGUGCAGGCAUCUGCUGUCUCGGAUCUUUGUGGCGAAACCUGAGCAACGGAUAACCAUCCCAGAGAUCAAGAACCACCCAUGGUUCCUGAAGAACCUGCCCAUCGAGAUGACCGACGAGUACCAGAUGAACCUACAGCUAGUCGACAUGAAUGUCCCCUCGCAAAGCCUGGAGGAGAUCAUGUCCAUCAUACUGGAGGCCCGGAAGCCCGGCGACGGGCUGAAGCAUGCGGGACAGCUCCCCGGCCUUGGGAGCAUGGAGCUGGAUGACAUUGAUGUUGACGACAUAGACGUUGAGGACAGUGGCGACUUUGUAUGUGCCUUGUGACGCGGUUCAGGCUGUCCGGCACCGUUGCUGCGGUGGACUCUCCCCCACUCUCCUGGUCUUUGUGUCUUGCUGUUAUUCCAUGUUGUUUGUUUCAGCGAGCUCCGAGCUCCCAUUUUGUUGUUGUAAUAUCACAUGUUUUGUGUAACCAAGGUAGUGACGCUGUGGAUAAAUAAUAGACGUUAUGUGUUGUAUUCUUGCUGAAUUGUUGUUCAGCUCCUUCUGUUUGCCCUGUAUGAACUGGGCAGUUUCAUGAGUACCACAAUGUGUAUGUUGAUGGCUC